ACAAAUGUUAUGGAAAGCCUGUUUCCAAGGUGUAUUCUUUUUCUCAUUUUUCUAUCGUCAUUAUCAACAUUCCAAAUGGCGUUCGGGAACACCUACACCAAGAAUUAUGAAGAAGAAUUAUUUGAAAGAAUGGCACGAGUGUACGAGAUCCUCAGACGCCAUUUUCCAACUCAGAUUGAAACAACGACUUCAUCAACGGAUAACGUAAAUGGAGUUAUUCAAAAUGAAACUGAAUUCAAAACGAAAACCGGCUCUCAUAAAUAUAAGAGGAAAGAGGCUGAAAGCAUCAGAACACCACUUCCAAAACUCAAAAGUAUUCAAAAGCAUAAUUUUCGAAAAACCAUUAAAAUUUCACCCAGGACCCAAAAUCUCAUGAUAGCUAAUCUUGACAAGCAUAUUGAAGCUUCCCAGAAAAUAAACAGACGACUUUCUAAGGAAUUUAAGAAGCAUAAAUUAUGGCCUUCUGGAAAGCGAAGAGGUCCUCUGAGAGCAACUGAUUCAUCAAGAAAUCAUGGACAGUUUUCAAAAAUGGAAAAAGAACAAAGACGUCUUUGGCACCCAAGAGGUAUGAGAAAAAACCGCUUUAAGCAAUUAAGAUUUAACCGACCCAGAAAAGAUAAAAUUUACAAUCAAAUAAUGCCAAAACAAUUUCCUAAAAGAAGAGUUAAAGCUCAAAAAAGAGGAGAGGGGACCAAGGCAUUGCUUUCUGCAAUUCGUGGGCAAUCCAGUCCUUUUCUUUUAAACCAAACAUCUCAUACAGUAACAGGAACAAAAAAAUCCAAUGGCUCAUUAGUUUACUCUGAUAAGUCGAAGAAUUUUAAGGAACAAGAAAAUCAAAAUCCAAGUGGCGAUAAAAUAGUUUCAACUAUAGACUAUCCUGAAAAGUCCACUAUAAAUUAUCAUUCCCCUAAUUUAACAUCCCAUCCUUUCUAUUUAAAUCAAAAAUCAUCUUAUGCAAUAAAGGGCAGGAAAGAAUCCAAUAACUCAUUAGUUUUUCCUAAUGAGAUAAAGAGUUUUAAAGAAAUGGAAAAACACAUUAAAGAUAAAAGUGAAAAUAAACCCAUUUUAGAAGCAAACCACAAUCAAUACAUGCAGAAUGUUAACAAAGUAGAAAGCAGGGAAAAACACGAUGUUUUUUCAGAGAAAUUAGAUGACUUGAAAGAAAGUGUCCAACCUCAAUCGAAGAAUUCUGACUUUUGGAAAAGUCCUUACUUUAUUGGGUCUUUAUCUGGCUUUGCUGUUCUGACGGUGCUAGUAUUUUUAGUUGUUUGCGUUUAUUCAGUUGGAAAAGUUCGUAUGAAGAAAAAGAGAAACAAAUCUUCAUGUGUAGUCAAUAAACACGAGUCUCUGAACAAAUCUGAGUUUGCUUCGGGUUUUGAAAACAAUUCCGAAAAUGAACUUAGCUCUGUUGAUAGGAACAGAUCACUGAAUCGAAAAUCAAUUCAGACCAAUCAGGACAUACACAAUCGUUUUUCAAUGAAUCAUGAAACUGUAAGUACGGGGAAAUUAAAUAAUUCCAGCAAAUUUAACUCAGUCAAUGAUAAAAGCAGUGAUUUCAAACACAAGCCAAAUACAAACCCUGGUAAGAAAUUACAGGAACUUCACGGAAAUUUUAAAAUGAGGCAACAAAAGGAAAAUAUCCUACGUAAAAAACCAUACCCGGAAGCCACUCGGAUAGAUAAAAAUAAACAAUGUACCGAAAUGAUGAAACCAAGAAGCUCUAGCAGUGAUGCAUCGCAUUGUGUCCUUGAUCUCGUGCAGUCCCAAAAUGAAGCUUCGCAUUCGGAAAGCGUACAAAAUCAUUCAAUGUCUAUGGCUUAUUCCAAUGAAAAAUUGAAAGAGAUGCUGCUUUAUUUGGAUAGAAAUCCAUUGGGAUCACCCCACAUCAGUAAUCUCGAUAUUCGACAAACUAUUAGCAACUUGUUGACUUUAAAUGAAUCGAUUUGCGAGAGUUCAGAACGUACACCUAAGGGUAACACAAAUCACAACGCGAAAGAGGUGACCAAACGGCCAAAGCUGUUGCAAAGUAAAAAUAACGAAAGUGAUUUGUCAAAGUUUGAAAUUCUUUCAUAUUUACAUUAA
Parasteatoda tepidariorum (common house spider) is the source of this 2082-nucleotide messenger RNA. Lineage: Eukaryota; Metazoa; Arthropoda; Arachnida; Araneae; Theridiidae. The record is from RefSeq and is a predicted model, not a curated record.